Symphalangus syndactylus (siamang) is the source of this 4049-nucleotide messenger RNA. It is a transcript of the gene FOXM1, whose product is annotated as forkhead box M1. Gene Ontology annotation, molecular function: RNA polymerase II transcription regulatory region sequence-specific DNA binding; DNA-binding transcription factor activity. Gene Ontology annotation, cellular component: nucleus. Lineage: Eukaryota; Metazoa; Chordata; Mammalia; Primates; Hylobatidae. Gene Ontology annotation, biological process: G2/M transition of mitotic cell cycle; regulation of transcription by RNA polymerase II; regulation of cell population proliferation. The record is from RefSeq and is a predicted model, not a curated record.
UAACGCUCCGCCGGCGCCAAUUUCAAACAGCGGAACAAACUGAAAGCUCCGGUGCCAGACCCCACCCCCGGCCCCGGCCCGGGACCCCCUCCCCUCCCGGGAUCCCCCGGGGUUCCCACCCCGCCCGUACCGCCGGGGACCCGGCCGGUCCGGCGCGAGCCCCCGUCCGGGGCCCUGGAUCGGCCCCCGGGUUGGAGGAGCCCGGAGCCCGCCUUCGGAGCGACGGCCUAACGGCGGCGGCGACUGCAGUCUAGAGGGUCCACACUUGUGAUUCUCAAUGGAGAGUGAAAACGCAGAUUCAUAAUGAAAACCAGCCCCCGUCGGCCAUUGAUUCUCAAAAGACGGAGGCUGCCCCUUCCUGUUCAAAAUGCCCCAAGUGAAACAUCAGAGGAGGAACCCAAGAGAUCCCCUGCCCAACAGGAGCCUAAUCAAGCAGAGGCCUCCAAGGAAGUGGCAGAGCCCCACUCUUGCAAGUUUCCAGCUGGGAUCAAGAUUAUUAACCACCCCACCAUGCCCAACACCCAAGUAGUGGCCAUCCCCAACAAUGCUAAUAUUCACAGCAUCAUCACAGCACUGACUGCCAAGGGAAAAGAGAGUGGCAGUAGUGGGCCCAACAAAUUCAUCCUCAUCAGCUGUGGGGGAGCCCCAACUCAGCCUCCAGGACUCCAGCCUCAAAUCCAAACCAGCUAUGAUGCCAAAAGGACAGAAGUGACCCUGGAGACCUUGGGACCAAAACCUGCAGCUAGGGAUGUGAAUCUUCCUAGACCAUCUGGAGCCCUUUGCGAGCAGAAACGGGAGACCUGUGAUGGUGAGGCAGCAGGCUGCACUACCAACAAUAGCCUUUCCAACAUCCAGUGGCUUCGAAAGAUGAGUUCUGAUGGACUGGGCUCCUGCAGCAUCAAGCAAGAGAUGGAGGAAAAGGAGAAUUGUCACCUGGAGCACAGACAGGUUAAGGUUGAGGAGCCUUCGAGACCAUCAGCGUCCUGGCAGAACUCUGUGUCUGAGCGGCCACCCUACUCUUACAUGGCCAUGAUACAAUUCGCCAUCAACAGCACUGAGAGGAAGCGCAUGACCUUGAAAGACAUCUACACUUGGAUUGAGGACCACUUUCCCUACUUUAAGCACAUUGCCAAGCCAGGCUGGAAGAACUCCAUCCGCCACAACCUUUCCCUGCAUGACAUGUUUGUCCGGGAGACGUCCGCCAAUGGCAAGGUCUCCUUCUGGACCAUUCACCCCAGUGCCAACCGCUACUUGACAUUGGACCAGGUGUUUAAGCCACUGGACCCAGGGUCUCCACAAUUGCCCGAGCACUUGGAAUCACAGCAGAAACGACCGAAUCCAGAGCUCUGCCGGAAUGUGACCAUCAAAACUGAACUCCCCCUGGGUGCACGGCGGAAGAUGAAGCCACUGCUACCACGGGUCAGCUCAUACCUGGUGCCUAUCCAGUUCCCGGUGAACCAGGCACUGGUGUUGCAGCCCUCGGUGAAGGUGCCAUUGCCCCUGGCGGCUUCCCUCAUGAGCUCAGAGCUCGCCCGCCAUAGCAAGCGAGUCCGCAUCGCCCCCAAGCUUCUGGGUUUCCAGUCUUGGUUAAGAAGGUCACCCGCACCCUCAGAUUGUAUAUGUAGUCUCCUAGAUUCUCUUUCAGGAUUUGUAUGAUUUUAAAGUUUUCAUUUUUUUUAAAGCCAGUCAAAUUUAGCAGUUGGGGGUUGUGUACCAACUUUAGUGACAAUAAUGUCACUACCCACUACCAUCAGAGCAGCCUAAGGUUCUUAUUUUCAUGCAUUAAAUCUUUGUAUACAGUGUAAGAUAAGCAUGCAAUUUUAUUUUCUCUCGGAUGAAUGCUAUUAUAAUUAUGCCACUACAUACUCUCAUCUUUUACCCCCAGAACUGAACUACCAACUUCAACAUACAUUGUAUUCUCAUAUUUAAUAGAUUUUAAGACUUUAAAAUGACAAAAAGAGGAUCAGAACCAGUAUGUGAUUUUUUUGUGCGUCCUGUCUGGUGACCGUUGGUUGAAGCCAGAGUUCCCUUUCACCUUGUCUCUGUUUCCCUUUCAGGUACUGCUAGCUGAGGAGGGGAUAGCUCCUCUUCCUUCUGCAGGACCAAGGAAAGAGGAGAAACUCCUGUUUGGAGAAGGGCUGUCUCCUUUGCUUCCAGUCCAGUCUAUCAAGGAGGAAGAAAUCCAGCCUGGGGAGGAAAUGCCACACUUAGCGAGACCCAUCAAAGUGGAGAGCCCUCCCUUGGAAGAGUGGCCCUCCCCGGCCCCAUCUUUCAAAGAGGAAUCAUCUCACUCCUGGGAGGAUUCGUCCCAAUCUCCCACCCCAAGACCCAAGAAGUCCUACAGUGGGCUUAGGUCCCCAACCCGGUGUGUCUCGGAAAUGCUUGUGAUUCAACACAGGGAGAGGAGGGAGAGGAGCCGGUCUCGGAGGAAACAGCAUCUACUGCCUCCCUGUGUGGAUGAGCCGGAGCUGCUCUUCUCAGAGGGGCCCAGUACUUCCCGCUGGGCCGCAGAGCUCCCGUUCCCAGCAGACUCCUCUGAGCCUGCCUCCCAGCUCAGCUACUCCCAGGAAGAGGGAGGACCUUUUAAGACACCCAUUAAGGAAACGCUGCCUGUCUCCUCCACCCCGAGCAAAUCUGUCCUCCCCAGAACCCCUGAAUCCUGGAGGCUCACGCCCCCAGCCAAAGUAGGGGGGCUGGAUUUCAGCCCAGUACAAACCCCCCAGGGUGCCUCUGGCCCCUUGCCUGACCCCCUGGGGCUGAUGGAUCUCAGCACCACUCCACUGAAAAGUGUUCCCCCCUUUGAAUCACCGCAAAGGCUCCUCAGUGCAGAACCCUUAGACCUCACCUCUGUCCCCUUUGGCAACUCUUCUCCCUCAGAUAUAGAAGUCCCCAAGCCAGGCUCCCCGGAGCCACAGGUUUCUGGCCUUGCAGCCAAUCGUUCUCUGACAGAAGGCCUGGUCCUGGACACAAUGAAUGAUAGCCUCAGCAAGAUCCUGCUGGACAUCAGCUUUCCUGGCCUGGAGGAGGACCCACUGGGCCCUGACAGCAUCAACUGGUCCCAGUUUAUUCCUGAGCUACAGUAGAGCCCUGCCCUUGCCCUUGUGCUCAAGCUGUCCACCAUCCUGGGCACUCCUGUGGCUGGGCAUUCCAAGGCUCAGUGCACCCCAAGCCUCUGAGUGAGGACAGCAGGCAGGGCCUGUUCUGCUCCUCUUAGCUCCCUGCUGCCUGAUUAUGCAAAGGUAGCAGUCACACCCUAGCCACCGCUGGGACCUUGUGUUCCCCAAGAGUAUCUGAUUCCUCUGCUGUCCCUGCCAGGAGCUGAAGGGUGGGAACAACAAAGGCAAUGGUGAAAAGAGAUUAGGAACUCCCCAGCCCGUUUUCCAUUCUCUGCCCAGCAGUCUCUUACUUCCCUGAUCUUUGCAGGGUGGCCCGUGUAAAUAGUGUAAAUUCUCCAAAUUAUCCUCUAAUUAUAAAUGUAAGCUUAUUUCCUUAGAUCAUUAUCCAGAGGCUGCCAGAAGGUGGGUAGGAAGACCUGGGGUUUCAAUUGACUUCUGUUCCUUUUAGUUUCGAGCGAAGGGAAGACCUGCAGUGCACGGUUUCUUCCAGGCCGAGGUACCUGGAUCUUGGGUUCUUCACUGCAGGGACCCAGACAAGUGGAUCUGCUCGCCAGAGUCCUUUUUGCCCCUCCCUGCCACCUCCCCGUGUUUCCAAGUCAGCUUUCCUGCAAGAAGAAAUCCUGGUUAAAAAAAGUCUUUUGUAUUGGGUCAGGAGUUGAAUUUGGGGUGGGAGGAUGGAUACAACUGAAGCAGAGUGUGGGUGCCCAGCUGUGUGCUAUUAGAUGUUUCUCUGAUAAUGUCCCCAAUCAUACCAGGGAGACUAGCAUUGACGAGAACUCAGGUGGAGGCUUGAGAAGGCCGAAAGGGCCCCUGACCUGCCUGGCUUCCUUAGCUUGCCCCUCAGCUUUGCAAAGAGCCACCCUAGGCCCCAGCUGACCGCAUGGGUGUGAGCCGGCUUGAGAACACUAAUUAUUCAAUAAAAGUGAGAGUGGA